UUCUAAUAUGAUGAUUUUCUCUUAUCUACCUCACGAGUGGAAGACCGAUGUCCUUUCCGGCCCACAUCGAUGAUGGUUCUCGACCGAUGUCCUUCCUUUCCGGCCCACACGUGAGGGGCGUAUAUGGUUCUCGACCGAUGUCCUUCCUUUCCGGCCCACAAGUGAGGGGCGUAUUAAAUUCUCUAAAAAUUCUGGCCCCUCCCCCUUUUAAGGGAGGGGUGAGUGGCCCAUUUCUAAUAGCGCGAUCUUCAUGGCGGCCGAGAGGUUCAAGGUGGUGGCGCUGGUGGCGGCUGUCAUGUGCUUGUGCAGCGCAGAUAGAGUCGUCAUGUCGGUCGUCGUUGUCCCCCUUGCCGCCAAAAAUGGCUGGACCAGUUCCUUCUUGGGCAUUGUCCAGUCAUCCUUUCUGUGGGGAUAUAUGUGUUCCUCAGUUAUAGGAGGAGCUUUGGUGGAUAAACAUGGAGGACGAAAAGUUCUAGCAAUCGGUGCAGCUUUGUGGUCUCUCGCCACUCUCCUCACUCCAUGGGCGGCAAUUCACUCCACGACUGGUCUCUUGGCUGUUCGUGUCUUCUUUGGCCUCGCUGAAGGUGUAGCUCUACCCUCGAUGAAUAAUAUUCUCUCGAGAUGGUUCCCGACUAAUGAAAGGGCCACUGCAGUGGGAAUGUCAAUGGGAGGUUUCCAGCUAGGGAACGUCCUUGGAUUGGUCGUAACACCUCUGGCCAUAUCGUCUGUAGGGAUCUCCGGUCCUUUCAUUCUCUUCACAUUUCUCGGAUUUCUCUGGUUGGUUACAUGGGCAUAUAGGGUCCCGAAUGAUCCACAAGAGAGCACUUGUAUCAGUAAAUCGGAGUUGAAGCUUAUCCAAGCCGGGAAAUCGGAUCCUUGCCAGAGCAAGGGCAAGCUUCCACCUCUAUCCCUUCUUUUCUCAAAAAUGCCAACCUGGGCAAUAAUUUUUGCUAAUAUCACCAAUAAUUGGGGCUACUUCGUUCUUUUGUCGUGGAUGCCAGUUUAUUUCAAUACUGUUUUUGGUGUAAAAUUGAAGGAGGCAGCUUGGUUUAGCGCAGUUCCAUGGGGAACAAUGGCCGUUUCGGGCUACAUUGCUGGCGCGAUGUCUGAUUAUUUAAUCAAAUCCGGUUACUCAAUAACAUCCAUCAGGAAAAUCACUCAGUCGAUCGGUUUCAUUGGGCCCGGAACAGCAUUGCUUGGCUUGAACUAUGCCACGAGCCCUGCAGUCGCGGCCAUAUUCAUGACAAUGGGUCUCAGCCUGAGCUCCUUCAGUCAAGCUGGGUUCUUACUGAAUAUGCAUGAUAUAGCACCACAAUAUGCUGGAUUUCUACAAGGGAUUUCAAAUUCAGCAGGAACAGUAGCAGCAAUAGUGAGUACAAUAGCAACAGGAAUGUUUGUGCAGUGGCUGGGAUCUUUUCAAGCAUUCUUAACUCUAACUGCUUGUCUCUAUUUUGCUGCAACUAUCUUUUGGAAUCUCUAUGCUACUGGAGAAAGAGUCUUUUAGCAUUCUUGUUUCUACAAACUUACAUUACCUUUUGUUCUAAUGUGGCAAUUUAAAUAAGUAUAUAUUCUAUAAACUGAUGAAACACUAUUCUGUUUGGUGAGAAAAAAAAAUAUACUACAA
Messenger RNA from Salvia splendens (bonfire salvia), 1624 nucleotides. Its product is annotated as probable anion transporter 3, chloroplastic. The record is from RefSeq and is a predicted model, not a curated record. NCBI's taxonomy places the organism in Eukaryota, Viridiplantae, Streptophyta, Magnoliopsida, Lamiales, Lamiaceae. The transcript is spliced from 7 exons. The coding region runs from base 251 to 1504 and encodes 417 amino acids. Gene Ontology annotation, cellular component: plastid. Gene Ontology annotation, molecular function: phosphate transmembrane transporter activity. Gene Ontology annotation, biological process: transmembrane transport.